Molecule: messenger RNA, 912 nt
Organism: Triticum aestivum (bread wheat)
Lineage: Eukaryota; Viridiplantae; Streptophyta; Magnoliopsida; Poales; Poaceae
Product: ATP synthase protein MI25-like
Exons: 1
Coding region: 253-804 (183 amino acids)
Biological process (GO): proton motive force-driven ATP synthesis
Molecular function (GO): proton transmembrane transporter activity
Source: RefSeq, a predicted model, not a curated record
CGAAUUUCGUAUAGAAAGAAAAGGAACCACUUCUAUUCUCUUUUCUUAAGUAUAAGAGGGAUAAGUACUUAUUCCUGGCCGGCGGUAUCAUUGCUGCUCCCCGCCUAAUGCGGAUCAUUGUGCAAUGCUUAUGUGAAAUCUCAAUCCAAAACUUAUUCGUUUCGUUGGAAAAACCAACGCCGACGUCAAGAUCAGUCUCCUUUCCUUUCAAAAGUGAGCGAGCAGAGCUGAAAAAGAUGGAGUUACCUGGAGAUGAGAUUUCUUUCUACGGAUAUGAAGGAUAGAAAUAUGCUAUUUGCUGCUAUUCCAUCUAUUUGUGCAUCAAGUCCGAAGAAGAUCUCAAUCUAUAAUGAAGAAAUGAUAGUAGCUCGUUGUUUUAUAGGCUUUCUCAUAUUCAGUCGGAAGAGUUUAGGUAAGACUUUCAAAGAAACUCUCGACGGGAGAAUCGAGUCUAUUCAGGAAGAAUUGCUGCAAUUCUUCAAUCCUAACGAAGUAAUUCCGGAGGAAUCCAAUGAACAACAACGAUUACUUAGGAUCAGCUUGCGAAUUUGCAGCACCGUAGUAGAAUCAUUACCAACGGCACGCUGUGCGCCUAAGUGCGAAAAGACAGUGCAAGCUUUGUUAUGCCGAAACCUAAAUGUAAAGUCAGCAACACUUCUAAAUGCCACUUCUUCCCGCCGCAUCCGUCUUCAGGACGAUAUAGUCACAGGUUUUCACUUUUCAGUGAGUGAAAGAUUUGUAUCCGGGUCUACGUUCAAAGCUUCUACCAUAGACCUAAUUCGAGAAGGCUUGAUAGUCCUAUAAAAGGUGAGGGUGGGGGGUUCUAUUUAGGAAGAAUAAGAAGAAUCUCAUUCAUGUGUUCAUGCUAACAGAAGAGCGGAUCCAAUACACAUAAGACUUUUUUUCAGGAAA